CGGCUUCUCGAUGUAAGGUCAAGUGUUUCCAGGUGUUGCAGUGGGGUCCUUUAGGCCGGGCGUGAAAAUUGGAGCCUGGGGGUUAGUUUUGGGGCGAAGAUGGAGGCACGCUGGGCCAGGCUCCGCCGAUGACGCUCUUGCAUACUCAGCUUUCCAGCGCCGAUCCGAGCCGGGCGCGCGGUGUCGCAGGCGUGAUGUCAUCGCUAGGCGCCGCGCGCAGCCAGAAGGAGCCUUGACCUCGCGUUGGGGGCUGCGCGAAAUGCUGCAGCUACUACGGGCUGGGGCGCGCGCCUGGGCUCGGCCCGCGGGCUGCCGGGGUUUGAACGCGCUGGCGGAAGAGGCAGCACCCCAGGCGGCGAAGCCAGAGUCGGUGGCUAGCGCGGGUCCCCAGGCGCCCGUGCUGCGCAGGUGCGAGCUCCCGGUACCCGCGUCCCGGCGUCCGGUGCAGGCCUGGGUGGAGUCCCUGCGGGGCUACGAGCAGGAGCGCGUGGGUCUGGCAGAGCUGCACCCCGAAGUUUUCUCCACAGCGCCCAGGUUGGAUAUCUUGCACCAGGUUGCCAUCUGGCAGAGGAACUUUAAGAGAAUUAGCUAUGCCAAGACCAAGACUAGGGCCGAGGUGCGGGGCGGAGGCCGGAAGCCUUGGCCGCAGAAAGGCAGCGGGCGUUCUAGGCAAGGCAGCAUCCGCUCCCCGAUCUGGCGAGGAGGAGGCAUUGCCCACGGCCCUCGGGGCCCCACGAGCUACUACUACAUGCUGCCCAUGAAGGUGCGGGUGCAGGGCCUCAAGGUGGCGCUCACUGUCAAGCUGGCCCAGGAUGACCUGCACGUCGUAGACUCCUUGGAGCUGCCGACCUCCGACCCCCAGUACCUGACCGAGCUGGCCCGAUACCGUCGCUGGGGGGACUCCGUGCUUCUUGUGGACUUAGCCUAUGAGGACAUGCCCCAGAAUGUCGUGGCAGCCACCUCCAGCCUCAAGACCUUCAACCUGAUCCCAGUUGUCGGCCUGAACGUGUACAGCAUGCUCAAGCACCAGACCCUGGUCCUGACCCUGCAGACCGUCGCCUUCCUGGAGAAGAAGCUGCUCUGGCACGACUCACGCUACACGCCUCUCUACCCCUUCCGCCUGCCCUACCGUGACUUCCCCUGAGCCCCGGCCCAGCCCUCUGCCCUCGGGGGCCCCUCAGCUGCCCUCUUCCUGGACCCUUCCGUGCCGGGUGCUUGCCCUGAGCCAGGCCGAACCCCCAGCAGGCCUGGGAGCCUCGUGCCCACCCUGUGAGAGCAGGGCCGCACCGCCCGAAGCCCCUCAUCCCCGUGCAGCCGUGCGCAGAGAGGCCGAGCGGGCAUCACCACCAGAGAGGGGCUGCUCGGCACAUGAGCCCCACUGGCCUCUGGCCCCAAUUUUCUCUUUCAUUUUUAACAUUGAGUCUGGUUUUUGUUUUUGUUUUUGUUUUUUAAUCAGAAACAGAACAGCUGAUUGCCAUCUUGUAAAUACUUCCAGUUGGCAAGUCUGGCUCUUUCCUCAGUGCUAGGUGCUGCUAGGUACCUCUCUUCAAGGGGCAACCUCAGGAUUGUUUCUAGUGGUGACCCACAGUCCACUUCCCCAGGAUGAGUCAGCCUCCAGGAGCAUGCAGGGGAGUGGUGGCACCGCUGUGCCUGGCAACCCGCUCCCGCUGCCUCCCCGCUGCCCUG
Molecule: messenger RNA, 1686 nt
Organism: Mustela erminea (ermine)
Lineage: Eukaryota; Metazoa; Chordata; Mammalia; Carnivora; Mustelidae
Gene: MRPL4
Product: mitochondrial ribosomal protein L4
Exons: 9
Coding region: 260-1144 (294 amino acids)
Biological process (GO): translation
Cellular component (GO): ribosome
Molecular function (GO): structural constituent of ribosome
Source: RefSeq, a predicted model, not a curated record